Molecule: messenger RNA, 419 nt
Organism: Oncorhynchus masou masou (cherry salmon)
Lineage: Eukaryota; Metazoa; Chordata; Actinopteri; Salmoniformes; Salmonidae
Product: V-set and transmembrane domain-containing protein 2-like protein
Exons: 3
Coding region: 1-417 (138 amino acids)
Cellular component (GO): membrane
Source: RefSeq, a predicted model, not a curated record
AUGACAACAGGGGUAGGCCUGCUCACCGACAACGACGAGACAGUCUAUAGGGAGGAGGUGGUGCCAAUGGAGGAGAUGUCUAAGGAUGCCACCAAAAUAAGUGUGGUGAAAGUGGCUGGGAGCAACAUCUCCCACAAGCUCCGCCUCUCCAGCGUCAAGCAGUCAGACGAGGGCACAUACGAGUGCCGUGUCAUCGACUUCAGCAGCAGCGUUGCGCAGCACCACCGCGUCCGGGCCUACCUCCAGGUGGAAGCCGAGAGAUGGCUGGGUCACGGGUCAGCAGACACCCAGCCCCAGGAGCCCCGACACAAGAGACAGGGGAGCCAGGUGCACCCCCACCAAACAGAGGACCGGGAACUGAAGAGGCGAUCGGCCGAUGACAGCACCACGGACUGCACUGAGAGCUGUGUGCUCUAAAG